GCGACAAUCAGACUCUGUCCUCUGACUGAGUCCAGCUGCAGGACAGAGGAAGCUGCUUCGUCCACUUGUCCACACACUGAAGGCUCCGCCCCUUCACCUGAUUCACCAAAGAAAAAACAGUCGCCAUCGGUGACUGAAGGUCAGACUCUGUCCUCUGACUGAGUCCAGCUGCAGAAGACAAGACGCUGCUUCGUCCACACACUGAAGACAAAAUGGCCUCCAGAUCAGAGGAGGAUCUCUGCUGUCCCAUCUGUCAUGAGGUCUUCAGAGAUCCUGUGGUUCUGUCCUGUAGCCACAGCUUCUGUAAAGACUGUGUGAAGACAUGGUGGAGAGACAGACCAACACCAGACUGUGCUUUUUGUAAGAGAAGGUCUUCAAAGACUGAACCACCGUGUAACCUGGCUUUAAAGAACUUGUGUGAGACCUUCUUACAGGAGCAAGGUCAGAGGUCUUCAGAGGUUCUCUGCAGUCAGCACUCUAAGAAACUCAGACUCUUCUGUCUGGACCAUCAGCAGCCAGUGUGUCUCGUCUGCAGAGACUCAGAAAAACACAUCGGCCACAAGUUCAGACCCAUCGAUGAAGCUGCACAAGAACACAAGGAGCAACUUCAGGAAACUCUGGAGACCUUCAAGAAGAACUUACAGAGUCUGGAAGAAGUUCAGGUGGAGUUUGAUCAAACAGCAGAACACAUUAAAGUCCAGGCCCGACUCACAGAGACACGGAUGAAGGAGCAGUUUAAGAAGCUUCAUCAGUUUCUACAAGAGGAAGAGGAGACCAGGAUGGCUGCACUGAGGGAGGAAGAGCAGCAGAAGAGUCACAUGAUGAAGGAGAAGAUGGAGGCUCUGAGCAGAGAGAUAGAAGCUCUAUCAGAUACAGUCCGAGCCACAGAGGAUGAGCUGAGAGCUGAAGACAUCUCCUUCCUGCUCAACUACAGAGAGCAACAGCGCCCCCUGCUGGAGCCUCCACAGCUUCACUCAGGAGCUCUGAUAGACGAGGCCAAACACCUGGGCAACCUGGCCUUCAACAUCUGGAACAAGAUGAAGGACGUGGUCUCCUACAGUCCUGUGGUUCUGGACCCAAACACUGCUCAUCCAUUCCUCAUCCUGUCUGAAGAUCUGACCAGUGUGAGACUAGGAGACAGACAGAAGGUUCCUGAUAAUCCAGAGAGGUUUGAUUAUGUCAUCAGUGUCCUGAGCUCUGGGGGUUUGAACUCAGGAACUCACAGCUGGGACGUCCAGGUUGGAGACAAUGACAUCUGGACAGUGGGAGUUUUAGAGUCUGUCCAGAGGAAAGGAGACAUAAAGUCUGGAUUAUGGGGGAUAGUGUUCUAUAGAGAUAAAUACUACAAACUGUCAUCAGGUCAAGAGUCUGUUCUCCAGCUGAAAAAGAAGAUCCAGAAGAUCAGAGUGAGUCUGGACUGGAACAGAAGAAAACUGUCCUUCUCUGAUCUCGAUAAUAACAAAUUCAUACACACCUUCACACACACUUUCACACACACCAUGUUUCCAUACAUUUUCAAUGGUGAUGGUGCUGAUGAUCACCCAGUGAAGAUGUUACCAGAGGAAAACAACAGUUAG
This is a messenger RNA of Solea solea (common sole), 1577 nucleotides long. RefSeq names its product nuclear factor 7, ovary-like. NCBI's taxonomy places the organism in Eukaryota, Metazoa, Chordata, Actinopteri, Pleuronectiformes, Soleidae. Gene Ontology annotation, molecular function: protein binding; zinc ion binding. The record is from RefSeq and is a predicted model, not a curated record. The transcript is spliced from 3 exons. Bases 213 to 1577 code for a protein of 454 amino acids.